Messenger RNA from Talaromyces stipitatus ATCC 10500, 2295 nucleotides. Its product is annotated as efflux pump antibiotic resistance protein, putative. Gene Ontology annotation, biological process: transmembrane transport. Gene Ontology annotation, molecular function: transmembrane transporter activity. Bases 1 to 2295 code for a protein of 764 amino acids. The record is from RefSeq and is a predicted model, not a curated record. The transcript has 4 exons. NCBI's taxonomy places the organism in Eukaryota, Fungi, Ascomycota, Eurotiomycetes, Eurotiales, Trichocomaceae.
AUGUUUGAAAACUUCAACUUAUUCCAUGUGCCAUCCCUCUUCGUUGCCACUGCCGUUACCUUUGGCGGCUUGAUACCCUUCUUCAACGCCGAAUACGCCAUCGUUGAAUUCGGUCUCCCACAACGCAUCGCUAAUUCCAAGCCAGCUCAGUCGGUGAUGAUACUGAGUUCUGCACGCGGCACCGCCAUCGGUAUCGCUCUUUUUACUUUCUAUUUUCAAGGGAAACUGGUCGAGUUCGACACCGUUCUGACCAUUUUGGGUGCUUACGUCGGCCUGGUAGACGGCUAUGUCUGCCUGCGAGAGGAUGUGCCUAACAAGGCUGUUUUCCGUACAGCUUCAGGCCUGGCAAUUGCUGCAUGGGGCUGGUUCAGCAUGACGAUCACCUGGCGGCAGUGGCGGUCAGCUGAUGAGCAGAAGGGAUACAAGCCGGAAGCGUUACAGGGGGAAGACAAGAGAUUGCAUUGUGUAACUACCGAUAGCGCAAGACUUGACGGUGUUCACAACCCCCUGUGUAACAAAUUCUCAAUUAUUGCCGGAUCCCUCCUUCUUGAAUCAGAAGCAGAAAUCAUGGCCCAGCCAUACAAAGAUGGAGGAGGAGAAGAUACCCCCCAACACACUCAAGAAGAUGUACGCGAUUUCCACCUACCCUGGCGAGUUCGGUGUGUCUUUAUUAUCCUCUGUCUCUUAUCCUUCAUGUCCGCCAUCGACGCAACCAUCGUGACCACGUCUUUACAAACCGUCACCCAAGAAAUCGGCGGCCAAAAGCAAUAUGUCUGGAUAGUAAACGCCUUUAUGUUUGCCACUACUGUCCCACAGCCCUUUUACGGACAGAUCGCGAACAUAUUUGGCCGCCGUCAUCCGAUGAUAGUUGCCAUUUCACUUUUCGCUCUGGGCAGCGGUAUAUCUGGCGGUGCGACGAGCGCUGGGAUGCUCAUUGCUGGACGCACGAUUCAGGGGCUCGGAGCAGCAGGCCUGUAUGUCUUGUCGGAUAUCAUCAUUUGCGAUUUGGUGCCGCCUCGACAUCGAGGUCCUUAUUUGAGUGCUGUGCUAUCAACCGCUGCUAUCGGAACGACCAUUGGGCCGAUUAUUGGUGGUGCACUGGCUGAGGCUCAUUGGCGAUGGAUUUUCUGGAUCAAUCUGCCUGUAUCAGCUGUGGGGCUACUGGAAAUUAUAUUCCUCCUCAGAGUCAAACAUGAGAACACCAGCCGGAUUUGGAGACAUGCCGUCUCGCGAGUCGACAUUCUGGGCAACCUGAUUUUCAUACCUUCUAUGUUUGCAAUUUUCUUUGGUCUGAUCAUGGGAGGGGAGCAAUAUCCCUGGAAUUCCUGGCACAUCAUCAUCCCCUUGGUUCUGGGAGUUCUAGGAUGUGUCAUCUUUGCUCUUCAUCAAGCAUCGUCGAUUUGCAAAGAACCUAGCACGCCGCCACGACUCUUCAAACAUAGCACCUCUGCAGCGGGUUACAUCAUCAUCUUUCUAGCCGCCGUAAUUCUCCAAGCCAUUUCGUAUUUCUUGCCAACCUACUUUCAGGCUGUCAAGGGCACCUCGCCGCUUAUGUCCGGAGUCGACUUUUUGCCGUUUGCACUUGCCAUUAUCCCGUUUGGUGGCAUAACGGGGUGGUUCAUGUCCAAAACAGGGUUGUAUAUCCCCAUCCACUGGAUGGGCUUCAUUCUCACCGCUACAGGAGCUGGUCUCCUCUCAACACUCAACCAGGCAUCCAGCCGGGGCGCUUGGAUCGGCUACCAAAUCCUUGUAUCUGGCGGAACUGGCAUGAUCUUUACAGCCACUUUACCAUCUACAUUGGCUCCGCUGUCAGAGUCUGACGUUGCCGUUGCAACAGGGACAUAUUCAUUUAUCCGCUCAUUCGGCUUGGUUUGGGGAGCCACGGUGGCAUCGGUUGUAUUCAACAGUCAAAUAGACGCCCAUCUCGGUUUAAUCGCUGCGACGGAUAGCGGUAACCCUCAGACGAUAAGGGAUGCAUUGGCUUACGGGAAGGCAUACUCAUACGCGAGUGGUGGGUUUAUUACUUCUUUGCCUGAUGAAACACAACAUCAGGUUGUUGACGUCUAUGUCAAGGCAUUGCGCGUUGUUUGGUUGGUUGUCACCGCUGUGGCAUGUCUCGGCUUCGUUUGCGUGAUUUUCGAAAAGCCUGUCGAGCUUCGAAAGGAGCAUGAUACUCAAUAUGGGCUGGUAGAGGAUACGAAAUAUACAAACAAAGAAGGCAUUAUUGUCAAUUCUUCUAUUGAUAUCAAUACGGUGGAACAGGGUUUGAGCGCUGCAAAGGGUGGGCAAGAAUGA